Molecule: messenger RNA, 3411 nt
Organism: Calidris pugnax (ruff)
Lineage: Eukaryota; Metazoa; Chordata; Aves; Charadriiformes; Scolopacidae
Gene: GCNT4
Product: glucosaminyl (N-acetyl) transferase 4, core 2
Exons: 2
Coding region: 197-1564 (455 amino acids)
Cellular component (GO): membrane
Molecular function (GO): acetylglucosaminyltransferase activity
Source: RefSeq, a predicted model, not a curated record
CCCUGCUGCUUCUGUACAUGCGGCUGCAUACACGCUUGAAACACUGACAAGCCUGAAGGCUGCAGGCACCGGCAGGAUGGAGCAGGCACCAGGACGUUGUUCAACCACCAAGCUGGCUGUGCCCGUGUCGAUCUGCUGGGACAGAGCAUCCUAAAGAGCUCUGUGAGGGGAAGAGACCAGAGCAAAGUCCAGGAGAAUGAAGAGACGCAAGUGUCCCAACAAAUGUCCCUCACGAAGGAAGAUCCUGAUCCUGUGUGUUACAGGGUGGCUGAUUGCACUGCUGAAGCUCCUCCAUGUCGAAAGACACUUCUUUCCCUCUAAGGGCAUUUAUUUGGUUGAGCACUUCUUGAGCACUUCUUCUUAUGUUAGAAACAGAUAUACCUACCUUAGAAAUGAGUUCCAGUAUGAAAUUAAUUGUUCAUCUAUAUAUGAACAAGAUCCUUCUGAAAUUGGCAAGAGUUUGGAGAUAAGAAGAAAAGAGAUAAUUGAUUUAGCUGAUGAAGAUAUUAUAGCAAUAACGAGUGAUUGCCAUGUGUAUCGUGCACUUAGGAAAUACCACCUAAAACCUGUUUCUCCAGAGGAGGAGAGUUUUCCAAUCGCCUAUUCUUUGGUUGUUCACAAAGAUGCAGUAAUGGUAGAAAGGCUCAUAAAUUCACUAUACAGUCAUCAAAAUAUUUACUGCAUCCAUUAUGACCAAAAAGCAGCAAAAAGUUUCAAAUCUGCUAUGGACAACCUAGCUAAAUGUUUCCCCAAUAUUUUCAUUGCAUCAAAAUUGGAGACAGUGGACUAUGCACAUAUUUCACGGCUGCAAGCAGAUUUAAAUUGUUUGUCUGACUUGUUCGAUUCUUCAGUUCCCUGGAAGUACGUUAUUAAUUUGUGUGGCCAAGAUUUCCCUUUGAGAUCAAAUUUUGAGUUGGUCGCUGAACUAAAGAGACUCAGUGGAGGAAACAUGCUGGAAACUAUAAAGCCAAGCAGUAGCAAAAGAGAACGAUUUACUUACCACUAUGAACUUAUGAAAGUGCCUUAUGAAUAUAUGCAGAUGCCUGUAAAAACCAACAUUUCCAAGAAUCCGCCACCUCAUAAUAUUGAGGUAUUUGUAGGUAGUGCCUAUUUUGUUUUAAGCCGAGCAUUUAUCCAAUAUACCCUUGAAAGCUCCCUUGCAAAAGAUUUUUUUGAGUGGUCAAGGGAUACAUACUCUCCAGAUGAACAUUUCUGGGCCACUCUUGUACGUGUUCCUGGGGUCCCUGGGGAAGUUCCCCGGUCAUCCGAGGACAUAACAGACCUACAAAGCAAAACUCGUCUGGUGAAAUGGAAUUAUCUUGAAGAUCACCUGUAUCCUCCCUGCACUGGUACCCACCUUCGCAGUGUCUGCAUCUAUGGGGCCGCAGAAUUAAGAUGGCUUCUGAAUUAUGGGCACUGGUUUGCCAACAAGUUUGACUCCAAAGUAGACCCUGUCCUGCUAAAAUGCUUGGCAGAAAAACUGGCAGAGCAACAGAAAGAGUGGGUAUAUCUGUCGUCUGAUAAGUACUUUCUGCACAUAAAUUCUGUGAAUGCCUCCUUAUAGCAGCACAGUCUUCCCUGCUGUCAGUACUGUGAACUGUUGUGGCACAGCGCCUGCAGUUCCUCUGCCUUGGCAUGCUGCAGGAUGUUAGUGAGCAAAAUACCCAUUCUGCAGAAAGCUCAGGGCCCUGGAGAGCCAGGUGCCUGCCCAUUUAUUUAUGAAAAGUCAUGCCUCUCUGAUUAACCGUUUUGUAACUUGCCACAGUUAUCCUGUAAUUGUUCUUCAGGGUGAUUCUGAGAGGGUGAGGUUUGGUUUUGGAGGCUGGCGCUGUCUGUCCUAGUGGAGUAUUUCAGAAACGUGUUUUACAUCGAGUGUGUUUGCAUCUUUCCUAAGAAACUCCCAAUGUGUCUGUCUGUCUGUCCCCUUUUCCUACACUUUUGUUUUUAUUUAAAGGUGUGAAACAAAGACCUCUGUAUCUGCUACCUCAGGAAAACUGGAAGUGCCCAGCUCACAGACAAAACCAAGAGAUCAGCAUGACACCAAAUGAGCCGUGUGGCCUCACCUGAAGUCCCAAACUUCUCAUCUAUGGGAGCUAACAAAGAUCUUUGCAAUGUGAAUAUGACUGGAUGAUAUAAGGGAAAGAUCCCUAGAUAACGCGUUGUCUGUAGCAUUGUUCUCUUCUCGCAGCUCAACUGUGCAUUGUUUUUCCUUGUGUGAAGCGUGUGCUCAGGUUCCGUGCCAUGCCUAUGAAAUCAGUGGUGGCUGAUUGAAACAGAAUUCUGCACUGUUGCUCUUCAAAGGCAGUAUAUGAAUGUGCCCUAAGGGCAGUCUCUGCAGCCCCUUAGAGUGGAUAUCCAUGCCAAAAGAGGUUGAUCUUUAUUUCUAGCUCUGCCUGUAAAGAUAUCCUCCUGUGAAAUCCCAGUCCUCUUGAGACAGUACGUCUUACACACAGUGGAUAACAAGUGCUCGUUCCAGUCAGCGUUCAGCAAUGUGGUGCUAUAUUGAAAUGCAAAACACGCGAAGUCGAGCGGUAAUCGUUAAGAAUAGCCAUAUUGCAGAAAUGAAGGCCCUGUGUAGACGUGUUUCUCUGUGCAAGUCUCUUGGCCUUGUGCCACCGCGAUCCCAGGCUGGUGGGUGCCGGGGCAAGCCCUGGUUCAGCUGUAGAGCAACUGUUCUCCAACAGCCUCUGCUUUCCAUGGCCUUGCCUGGCCUCCUGGUAGCAAAGUCUCCCAGGAGUGUCCUCGCAGCUGGGCUGUCCAUGCUACAGCAUGAGGGAAGUGUUGGUUACUGCAGGGGUCUCUGCAGAAACUCUUGCAACUCAGAAAUGCUUCUUGGCAUUUUGGGGGUUUCUGGAACAUUGCUCUGCCACAAGUUUGGGUUCAGUGGUUCCAGUGGACCUUGGGGUCUAGCUUGCACCAUGCCGCUGUCCUCUUUCUGCCCAUCUGACUUUCUUUUAAGGGCCUCUUCCCACAAGUGUCUUUGGGAAAUCUGGUCUUAUUGAUCCACAAAUUGCUGCAAUAACAACCAUGUCUCAUACCUAUGAGAAAUCUUUGUUCUUAUUUGAGUUGAAAGAACGAAGUAAUUUUUUGGUCUCUGCUUUUGUUUAUAAAUUUAGUCAUGGUCAAGUAAUGUGUGGCUUAAGAUGGGGUUUGAGAGUCAGGACUCGUGGGGGUUUUUCCCCGUUUACGACACUGAUUUCCUAUGAGACCUUGGAGGAGUCAUCUUGAGUUUUCUGUUUCAGCUGUUCCAGCUGUAAAAUGGGAAAAACAAUGUUCUAUUAUCUUGCUAAGCACUUCAAAACCUUUGGAUGUUGUUGGUUGAUUGCACAGUACUAGUUACAUAUCAAACUGUUUAUGCAGUCCGUGGACACACAAGUCAGGUAUUUCUUUGAUGUACUGUCUCUGAAAUAA